Molecule: messenger RNA, 738 nt
Organism: Ylistrum balloti
Lineage: Eukaryota; Metazoa; Mollusca; Bivalvia; Pectinida; Pectinidae
Product: acanthoscurrin-2-like
Exons: 5
Coding region: 1-738 (245 amino acids)
Source: RefSeq, a predicted model, not a curated record
AUGAACACUUUCCUAUUCGUCUGUAUGGCAUCCGCCGUAGUUAUCUCUGCCAACGCUGCUGGAUACAACAAUAUGUACAGUGGCAUGAAUGGUAUGAACGGAAUGAAUAACGGUUAUGGAAUGAAUAACGGUUACGGAAUGAGCAAUGCUGGACGUUACAAGCGUGCUGCCUAUGGUAUGGGCGGAGGAAUGAGUGGUAUGGGAAUGGGCGGUAUGCCAGGUAUGGGAAUGGGCGGUAUGAUGGGCGGAAAAGGAGGAAUGGGUGGUAUGAUGGGCGGUAUGCCAGGUAUGGGAAUGGGCGGCAUGGGCGGUAUGAUGGGCGGUAAAGGAGGAAUGGGCGGUAUGAUGGGCGGUAAAGGAGGAAUGGGCGGUAUGAUGGGCGGUAUGCCAGGUAUGGGAAUGGGCGGUAUGGGCGGUAUGAUGGGCGGAAAAGGAGGAAUGGGCGGAGGUAUGGGCCAUGGAAUGGGCGGAAUGGGCGGUAUGAUGGGCGGAAAAGGAGGAAUGGGCGGAGGUAUGGGCGGUAUGCCAGGUAUGGGAAUGGGCGGUAUGGGCGGUAUGAUGGGCGGCAAAGGAGGCAUGGGCGGAGGAAUGGGUCACGGAAUGGGAGGAAUGGGCGGUAUGCCAGGUAUGGGAAUGGGCGGUAUGGGAAUGGGCGGUAUGCCAGGUAUGAUGGGCGGCAAAGGAGGCAUGGGCGGAGGAAUGGGCGGAGGAAUGGGCGGAAUGGGUGGCCGUUACUAG